Vigna angularis (adzuki bean) is the source of this 450-nucleotide messenger RNA. RefSeq names its product F-box/LRR-repeat protein At4g14103-like. Lineage: Eukaryota; Viridiplantae; Streptophyta; Magnoliopsida; Fabales; Fabaceae. Gene Ontology annotation, molecular function: protein binding. The record is from RefSeq and is a predicted model, not a curated record. The transcript is spliced from 2 exons. Bases 1 to 450 code for a protein of 149 amino acids.
AUGGCAGAUCUGAUAAGUAGUCUCCAUGACGAAAUAAUUUGUUAUAUUCUUUCUUUUCUCAAAUCCCGUGAAGCUGUUGCAACCAGUGUUCUUUCCAAGCGCUGGAAUCUUCUGUGGCGUUCAGUCCCCUCUUUGGAUUUCGACACUGACGAAUAUUUUUCCCUUCUCAAAUGCAAAAAGGAUAUCCAUACGUUUUAUAGCUUGGUGUGUUCUUUCUUGGCUGCUCGCAGAGAUCAACCCUUCUAUAGAUUUCGUCUCAGAUGUUACUUUUCCGUGUAUAUUUUUAAAAGUAUCAGGACUCGGAUUCAGAAUGCAGUGAGUGAAAGUGAUAGAGUUCAAAUCCUCGACCUCAAGUGUGAUCCGGUCAUUGUCAUUCCAUCUGUGGUGUUUAGCUUUAGAACUCUUGUAACUCUCAACUUCUUUCUGGGUGUCCUAAUCUUGAGGACUUGA